Molecule: messenger RNA, 1730 nt
Organism: Uranotaenia lowii
Lineage: Eukaryota; Metazoa; Arthropoda; Insecta; Diptera; Culicidae
Exons: 6
Coding region: 501-1244 (247 amino acids)
Source: RefSeq, a predicted model, not a curated record
CCCAGCACGGCCAGACGUUCUUGAAAGCUGCUACCUUACGGAUAUUCUACCGAUACUAGCUCUGGCUUUCAGCAAUAAAGUACAAACAAAGUGUUUGUCUCGGUUUCGGAAAUUGUGAAAUAUUUGCCUCCAGACCGGAAGAACCAAUUGUGUCCCGUGAUUCGGUGCGUGUGUUCCCCUUUUAUUAACAAUACGCGCGCGAUCUGUAGCGUUUAGCGUAAAGUGGUGCGUAAAGUGAUUGCCCUUGGUUAUCAGAGCGUCGAUUCGGUUGUUCUGUUGCCAAACUUCCGAGCAGUUUGGGUAUCCUUUCCAAUCGCUUAAACGUCUCAAAAGCGUGGGUGCGUCAAAGCAUUUGCGGAAACGGCGAAUAAAAAAGAUUAAAGUGAACCAUAACACAAUCAGUUAGUGCUCCGUUAACUCCCCGCUAAAGCUAAAGUGUCGUACGUGAUCGUGUUUACGUGAUUUUUGGUUGAUUCGUUAGAACCCAUUUCGUGAACAAAAUGUGGAAGUCAAUUGCCGGUGCGUUCCUGCUGAUGGCGUCCGUUGCGAUGGCCCAAGAUGCUCCUCCCCCGUAUAUAAAACAGUGCCGUCGUUCAGAUCCGGAAUUGAUGCAGUGUUUGAAGGACGCCCUGCAGCAUCUGAGGCCGUACCUGGCGAAGGGAAUCCCUGAAAUUAAGCUACCGAGCGUGGAACCUUUCGUCAUGGAUCAACUAUCGCUUCAGCUGACUGGUGGACCGCAAGGCUACAGGAUCAACCUCAAGAACAUGGAAGUGUUCGGCGCCAGCAACUUCUCGGUCAAGAGCAUUAAAUUGGUCGAAGGCGACAAACCAUUCGAAGCCAGGUUAACAAUCCCGAAGUUGAUUAUCCAUGCCAAGUACACCUCCAGCGGAGUUUUGAUCAUCAUUCCGGCCAGCGGUUCCGGUGAUUUUGAUGCCGUUUUCGACGGAGUCUCUGCUGACGUUAAGGGACGUGUUUCCUUCACCGAGAAACCAGGUGGCACCUAUAUGCGAGUGGAAUCUCUGGAUCUGAAUCUGGCCAUCAAGAAGCCCCGAUUGAGCGUUUCCAAAAUCUUCAACAACAACCGAAUCUUGACGGAAGCCACCAACCUGUUCCUGAAGGAAAACGGAAAUGAAGUUUUGCGGGCCCUGCAACCCCAGCUGCAGAAGAAACUGUCAGCCGAAUUCUCCGGAAUCUCGAACCAGCUCAUGGAGAACGUUCCUAUCCACUACUUCCUCAUUGAUUAGGAUUACCGUUUAGAUCUUAGAAAUAUUAGCUCGUGAUAGAGUUUCCUACUGUCAGGAAAAAACGAACAAACCGAACAAGAAAUUUGGCAAUUGGAGUAGUUUUUAGCUUUGUGAUACGAAUUUGGAUAGCGGGUGUGUCUUUUGAUUGAAUUUUCUCUAAUCAUACUCAUCUUCUAUUGACACCCAGGUUUUUUUUUUGCAGGAGUAAAAAAGUAUUACCUACCUUUGUUAUUAUUUCCAUUGAAAAUUGCCACAAAAAAUCGAAUCAAAAUAUCUGUACACCUUCUUUGACUUAUGCAUUAAUUGUUGAAUGGUAGGUUGGAGCUUAGUUUUAGGGGAAUUGAAAAGUUUCAGAACACAAAACCGGAAAACAGUUGUAAUGAUGAUAAUAUUACGGAAACUGUGAUUCGAUCAUAACUUGAGUUGUACCUGUGUAAAAAAAAUGCCUAGGUUUUAAGAAUGGAUAAUUUAUAAAAAAAAAAUAAG